AUGGAAGAAGAAGAACAUGUUCAAAUAAUGAAAAACUCAAUUUAUGAUGACGUGGAAUCUGAAUCCCAAUCCCAAUCCGAAGAAGAAGAAGCACUUUCUCUAUGUGAUCUUCCGAUUAACGAAGAUUCAGAAAGCUUGGACGACAAGUCGUUUAAGAGAAAUAGUAAUAUUCGACGACCAAUGUCGUUACCGGAAUCGACGAUUUCUUCAGCGGUUUCAGUAGUAGUGGUAGCUCCGAUAUGUGUCCCGCAGACGACAUCAUUUUCUGCGGCAAGCUCGUGCCGUUUAAAGAGUUAG
Lathyrus sativus (Indian pea) is the source of this 297-nucleotide messenger RNA. NCBI's taxonomy places the organism in Eukaryota, Viridiplantae, Streptophyta, Magnoliopsida, Fabales, Fabaceae. The record is from the annotation of a GenBank genome assembly.